AGCACACAAACUCAUAAGCUUUUCGAUCCAUUUCAGCUCAUUCUUUCAGCAAAAAAAAAUAUUAUUGUUUUCAAGUUCAGAAAGUAGAACCUAAGAAUGGCAGCAAUGUUGAAAUUUGCAAGUUUAGUCCUAGCUUGCAUGAUUGCGGUUGCACCAGAUGCAGCUGAAGGUGCAAUUUCUUGUGGUAUGGUCACCUCCAAGAUGGCACCAUGCCUCGGCUACUUGACGGGAGGUACUCUUCCAGCUACAUGCUGUGCAGGAGUCAAGUCUCUCCUUGCAUCUGCUCAGACCACCCCUGACCGUCAAGCUGCUUGCAGUUGCUUGAAGAGCGCCUCUGGUGGUAUCGCCGGGAUUAACUAUGGAAAUGCUGCCUCACUUCCAAGCAAAUGUGGUGUUAACAUCCCUUACAAGAUCAGCCCCUCUACUGACUGCACCAAGGUACAGUAAAUACCAAAAUCAUACCAUAGGAGGAUUUGCAUUUAGCCAGAAUCAAGGAGCUACUGAUGUAUGAUGAAGAAUAAAAUGGAUGUUUAGGUGAUGAAGCUUUAUGUAGCUUCGUUAGCUAUAACAUUCACUGUGAUGUUGUUGUUUUUUUUUGUAGUAGAAUGAGUUUCUCUGUUGUGUUUUCGUAUCAUCUAAACAGAUCAGACAUUUCCUGGUAGUUUAUGUAAUCCUCCCACUUUUAAUUAAUGAAAAUGAAGAUUUACUUACUAUUA
Messenger RNA from Papaver somniferum (opium poppy), 716 nucleotides. Its product is annotated as non-specific lipid-transfer protein 1-like. Gene Ontology annotation, biological process: lipid transport. Bases 97 to 447 code for a protein of 116 amino acids. Gene Ontology annotation, cellular component: membrane. The transcript has 2 exons. The record is from RefSeq and is a predicted model, not a curated record. Gene Ontology annotation, molecular function: lipid binding. NCBI's taxonomy places the organism in Eukaryota, Viridiplantae, Streptophyta, Magnoliopsida, Ranunculales, Papaveraceae.